AAGCGCAAGCGACUCCCCCUCUUCUGAGCCUUCUCUCUCUCUCACACACACGCGCGCGAGCCUCCGCUCGCCUCCGAGCACCAAACCCUAGAUCUCGCGGCGGCGGGAGAUGGCGAAGCCCUGGGGCGGCGUCGGCGCGUGGGCGCUGGACGCGGAGCGGGCCGAGGAGGAGGAGCGGGAGAUGGCGGCGGCGUUCCCCGCGCCGGAGCCGCCCGCGGCGGCCGGGGGCGCCGCCAGCUUCCCGAGCCUCCGCGAGGCCGCCGCGGUGGCCGGCGGGGGCAAGCAGAAGAAGAAGAGCAAGGGCACCACCCUGUCGCUGUCCGAGUUCAGCGGGUACGGCGCGCAGGGGCAGCGCCGGGGCGGCGCCGCGCCGAUGGAGCCGAGGGGGCUCACCCCCGAGGAGAUGAUGAUGCUGCCCACCGGCCCGAGGGAGCGCUCCGCCGAGGAGCUCGACCGCUCCCGGGGCUUCCGCUCCUAUGGCGGAGGGUUUGGCUCCGGGGACGGGGACCGCCGCGGCGGGUUUGACGACGAUGGCCGACGCGGGCCGAGUAGGAGUUCGGAUCUCGACAUGCCCUCCCGCGCCGACGAGGUGGAUAACUGGGGGAUGAAUAAGAGGUUCACGCCGGCUCUCAGCGACUCCGGCCGUCGUGAUAGGUUCGGUGGCCCCUCCCCAGCCGGCCGCUCUGACGACAUCGAUGACUGGUCGCGCGACAAGAAGCCACUGCCAUCGCGCUACCCAAGCCUCGGGUCUGGUGGCGGCUUCCGUGAAUCACCGGGUUUCCGCGAUUCACCAGGCCCCUCCGAUUCUGACCGGUGGGCUCGUGGUGGUAGCUUUGCUCCCACGGCGAACAACGGUGAGCGUGAGAGGCCGCGGCUCAACCUUGAUCCACCUAAGCGGGAUCCCGCCCCUACCGCUACGCCACCUGCUGAGGUGGCUCGCAACCGGCCAAGCCCAUUUGGGGCUGCAAGGCCCCGGGAGGAGGUGCUGGCUGAGAAAGGGUUGGAUUGGAGGAAGAUGGAGAAUGAGAUUGAACAGAAAACUAGCCGCCCUACCAGCUCACAAUCCAGCAGGCCGAAUAGCGCUCAUUCCUCCCGCCCUGGGAGCCCUGGAUCACAGGUCUCAGCAGUUGGGAGUGAAGGGGCACCGAGGCCGCGGCCAAAGGUAAAUCCAUUUGGCAACGCCAAGCCACGGGAAGUGGUGCUGCAAGAGAAAGGGAAAGACUGGAGGAAGAUAGACCUUGAGCUGGAACAUCGUGCUGUUAAUAGGCCAGAGUCAAAUGAAGAAAGGAUUUUGAAAGAAGAAAUCAGUCUUCUCAAGGAGAAAAUGAAAGAGACUGAGGCUAAUAAAACUGAUGAUUCGGACCAAACUGUCCCUGAGGAUGCAAAAGAUUUGUCUGAGAAGAUAGCUCAGAUGGAAAAGCAGCUUGAGUUGCUUACUAUUGAACUGGAUGACAAAGUUAGAUUUGGGCAAAGACCUGGUUCUGGAGCUGGCAGGGUUUCAACAGUUCCACCUGCCAUUGUAGAGGAGCCACAGAUUAUGGCAUCCAUUGUGGAUAGGCCGCGCUCCCGUGGUGGUAUAGAGCCAUUUCCCAAACCAGCUGAGGAAAGAUGGGGUUUUCAAGGUAGCAGAGAGAGGGGCUCAUUUGGUGGAAGCAGAAGUUCAGACAGGCCAAUGACAAGGCAGAGAUGGUGAGGAACAGCUUUUGAACAUUUGUUAAGGAAACUCUGGGUCCUCGUUUUUUGUUUUGAAAGAAUGGGAAGUAAUAAGUCAUUUUCUUCUGUGUUUUGACUCCCAUUUUGUCUAGUCUAGAAGUCGAUUGGAGAGAAGCUUGUCAAUGGAGGAUACUCUGCGUGAAGCUAUUUAUUACCACCUCUUAAGUUGUAGGGUAUUUUGGUUCCCUUUUUGUUAUCUUCCAUGCCAAAAGAAGACCUGGCAAACUUUGAUGCUAACUAUUGUUCCUGAUCUGUUCUUGUCGCAUGUGGUCUCUUAAGCAUUCAGGGACAGAGGCCUUUGUAUGGAUGAUUUGAUAUUUUGUACAGUGGCAUGUGUUAGCAA
Oryza brachyantha (malo sina) is the source of this 2056-nucleotide messenger RNA. Its product is annotated as eukaryotic translation initiation factor 4B1-like. Bases 110 to 1693 code for a protein of 527 amino acids. The record is from RefSeq and is a predicted model, not a curated record. Gene Ontology annotation, molecular function: translation initiation factor activity; mRNA binding. NCBI's taxonomy places the organism in Eukaryota, Viridiplantae, Streptophyta, Magnoliopsida, Poales, Poaceae. The transcript is spliced from 3 exons.